This is a messenger RNA of Chinchilla lanigera (long-tailed chinchilla), 1140 nucleotides long. RefSeq lists its product as uncharacterized. Lineage: Eukaryota; Metazoa; Chordata; Mammalia; Rodentia; Chinchillidae. The transcript is spliced from 6 exons. Bases 18 to 935 code for a protein of 305 amino acids. The record is from RefSeq and is a predicted model, not a curated record.
AACUGCGCCAGACUCUGAUGGACCUGCUGAACCAGGGUGGGCCUGCGUGUCACCUGGAGCAGAGCCACCAAAAACACCAUGCAGAGUGGUGCAAGCAGGUCCAGAACCUCCUCCUCCAGCUGGGCCUAGAGCACCACUCUGAUGGAGACGAGGAGGAGGAGAUGGACUCCAGUGUUGAGCUGCGUGAGGAGGAAGUGGAUGUCUUAUCAGAGUCAGUGGCAGAACUGUCCUUCCUCGGUUCUGGGCCGGCCUUUCCACCAGUGCUACAGGAACAUCACCUGAACACCGCCGCCCCUGUGGAUGAUCCUGAAGCGAGCCCUGUAUGCCAUGAAACCAAAGCUGAAGACACUGGGAGAGCACAGGAGCAGAAGGCAAGCAAAGUGCUCGGAUUUGCAAUGGAGCUUCAGGCCCAAAUGUGGACACACUUAUGGACAACGUUCCACAAAUGGAGGGACACCAUCCUCUUCCUCCGCUGCAGCAUUAGGGGCCUGCUGUCCCAGAAGAACCCUGUGAGAUGUAAGGGGCAGAGCCACCAGCUCCAUGAGGAGUGGCGCAUGACGGCCACGCGCCUCGCCCUCCACCUCUGCCCGGCUCCCUGCCUGGCAGCCUGUCCCCAAGGGCUUCCCAGAGGACCCUUCAGCCACCAGCAGUCCGAGGAGCCCAGGGGCUCGUGCAUCCCCGGGAAGCUCUGUGUGGGAGCCCAGCUGGGUCAGCGCCCUGAGCAUGGAUCUGACACAGCGGCCGUGAGCCUUUCCCCCUCCGCCCCCCGCAUGGUCGCAGCCCACAGCGAUGCUGGAAAGCAGUGGCUGCUCUCGCCAGGUAGGAAGGAAAUGUCAGAGGCUCCCGGCUGUGUGUGCAUUGCCAGGACGCUGUGUGGGGAGGAGACAGGGCCCCUGCGCUCUCUCAGGGCCACACCGAAACAUGAGGUUCUCUAGUAGCCUGAGAUGAGCCCUUGGGAGCCUGGCAUGCAGCCAGCCUCAGGCCCCGGCCUGCAAGUCACUGCAUCUCCCUCGCCAGGAGUGCGCUUUUGUGCAUAUUGACACUCAGUUCUGGAUCGGAGGACAUAAAACACAAGCUCCAUCAAGUGGCCUAGCGCUUGGACACACCUGACCCGCACUGACAUUUUAUGCUGUCUUUCAU